Molecule: messenger RNA, 1326 nt
Organism: Ochotona curzoniae (black-lipped pika)
Lineage: Eukaryota; Metazoa; Chordata; Mammalia; Lagomorpha; Ochotonidae
Gene: SLC16A4
Product: solute carrier family 16 member 4
Biological process (GO): monocarboxylic acid transport
Molecular function (GO): monocarboxylic acid transmembrane transporter activity
Source: RefSeq, a predicted model, not a curated record
AUGACUUACGACAACAUCUGGGAACUACUGGAGAGCAAAUACCUUGGACUCACAGUGGCAGGAGGUUAUUUGACCAAUUUAGUUGCUGUUCAGAAGAACAGAUUAAUACAUCAGUCCAUUUUGAAGAUACGAAGCUACUUAUUGCCGUACCCUAAAAAUGUCAAUGAGUUCACAGGUGCAUCACUCACAGUGGUGAUACGGAUGCUUGAGGUAAUUGUGUUUGUGAUGGCGAUGACCAAGUCCUCUGCAAUGUUUGUGGUCUUUGAAGAACAGUUUGAAGGCACAGAGAAAACUGGCUAGAUUGGAUUCAUCAUGUCAUUACUUCAUUUUUCUGCAGGGGCUCAGGCAGCCAUUAUCUAUGACAUACUUGGAGAGAAAAUCACCUCCAUUGUUGGGAUUUUCUUUGUUACUGGUUCAUCAGCAGCUGGGCUGCAAGCAUUCCCUCUGUGUAACUAUGGGCUUUUACCUGCAACUAUUUUUCUUUUGGGCUUGGGUUCUACUUUCAUGUAUCAAGUAGCCACAAAAUACUUCAAAAACUAACUGGCUCUUGGUACAGCUGCUGCCUGUUCUGGGACGAGACUGACCUUCCUAUUAAUGCUCUUUCCAAAACCCCUCAUGCAUCCUGAUGACUGGACAGGAGUUCUGAUAUUAUUUGGAGCUGUUGCAUUUAAUUUGGUGCCUUCUAGUAUGCACUUAAGACCCCUACAUAUAAAAAGUCAAAACAAUUCUGAUACUGAGUGUAACAGUUUGUCUCAAGUGGCCCAGCAGAACUGUAAGAGAAAAACAUAGUGUGAUAAGUCAUGAAUUGAACAUCAAGGACAGACCCACACAUAUUGGACAAUCCAGGAUGGUUUAACAGUCUCACCAAAUCAAAGCGAAGAAUUCAACAAUGAGCUUCGGAGGAAUAGAUUGCUGCUAAUAAGUAAUGAAGAAAAUAAUGAGAAAACGCUAUUUAUCAGGUGCAAACAGACACUCCUUGAUGUGCUCUUUGGGAACCCUUUCUUCUUCAUAUUGACCUGGUAUCCCAAGUAUCACCAGCACAAGUCUUACCUUAUCAUUUGAAGCAUCAAUAACCUGCUUGCUCCUCUAGCCAUCGCAUUUUCACUACUUACAGCCUACAUCAUCUUCUUUGCCAUUUUCAUUGUUGGUAACUUGGCAAUACUUCAUGUACUGGUGAGUGGAUACAAUGAUGUUAACACAGGUAAAUCAGUCAUUUAUUCUGAUCCCUACAGGCUAUCUAAGAGUUGUACUGGGCACAGAUUUUUGGGACUUGCCAGCUUCUUUGCUGUGAUGGCUAUCCUUUCCAUACCAACCUAUAGCAGGUAA